GUGGUGAACACAGAAGUAUUUACAAAUUUGUAAGUUCUGAGCAUUAUGAGUGACAGUCUCUUUUAUUGCUGGAAACCAGUCAAAGCAGUGUGGCCCUGUGAGAGAAACCCAGUAGUGGAGCCAGCAGAUCUGCACUUGAACCCUAGCCCCACUGCUUCUCUGCUGUGUGAUCCUAGAUGGGUCACCUCCCUGCUCAGAGCUCCUGUUGCCUCACUGGCAUUCCCAUCAAGAGCACCAUGGACAAUCCCACCACCACACAGUAUGCCAACCUCAUGCACAACUUCAUCUUGAAGGCACGGAGUACCGUGCGUGAAAUUGACCCCCAGAAUGACCUCACCUUCCUUCGAAUUCGCUCCAAGAAAAAUGAAAUUAUGGUUGCACCAGAUAAAGACUAUUUCCUGAUUGUGAUUCAGAAUCCAACCGAAUAAGCUACUCUCUUGGCCCCCGUGUUAUACCUUAAUUUAAUGCCCCCCAAGAAUAAGUGUUAAUCAUAUCAACCAACUGGCACAUGGAAAUCACCUUAGAGCCCACUUAGACCACUCCAGUGACCAUGGGUGGGCUGGCAGCUCCACUCGCCCCACCAAAGUAAUCCCUCUUCUGUUCAAGUUGCUCCCAGAGUCACUGGGUGGGCCCUCUUUUCUCACUUCCAGGUUUUGGACAAAAGCUGGUGAGAAGCCCACACCCAGCUUCCUUCUGACCUUCAGUUCACCUUGCCUCCCUUAGAAAAGGUUGUUUUUCUUUAACUAAAAAUAAUUGAAAUGCUUA
Molecule: messenger RNA, 765 nt
Organism: Galeopterus variegatus (Sunda flying lemur)
Lineage: Eukaryota; Metazoa; Chordata; Mammalia; Dermoptera; Cynocephalidae
Gene: DYNLRB1
Product: dynein, light chain, roadblock-type 1
Exons: 4
Coding region: 177-428 (83 amino acids)
Biological process (GO): microtubule-based movement
Cellular component (GO): cytoplasmic dynein complex; cytoplasm; centrosome
Molecular function (GO): dynein intermediate chain binding
Source: RefSeq, a predicted model, not a curated record